CCGCCAGCUGUAUGUGCCUAGUAAGCGACGAGGAAGUACUGAGCCUCACUACGACCGAGGACCAUGGAGUUGAAGACAACUCACCUAAACGGUGGUUACUGGUUACAGGUGCCCGCUGCUUCACCAUUUUACCAGCGAAACAAUAUGACAAGGGCGCGCCGAGACCUGGCGGGAAUUACCGGAAUGUUUGAGGGACAUUGUUUAGUCAUGUGCCUAAACCACGGUAUUGUCUAUUAGCGGAGACCGGAGUGGUUUCGAGAGGAGGAGGGGUAAGGGCAGACAGGUAGGAGUCUAUUGCUUCAGUAGUUGUUUCGUUUUUACUUCUUGUUACCUGGUAAAUAACCAACCACCAUGGAUAGCCACAGGGAGAGUAAGAUGAGGAAACAGUCCAUGAAAACCAAAUCUACAAAACGCAAAGAGAAGAAAUACAAAGCCGGGAAGCUUUUCAGAAGGAAAUCGUUGAAGUCCGUUGGGAAUUUUAUGAGCAGGAUACUGAAAACUUUGGGAACUUUGGCACACUUUGGCGACGUCGAGCCACCUGACGGUGAGGAUGAUGAUGGCGGGUUCAGAGACAGCGCCGCGUGCACGUUGAGUGCCAACUCAGGGAAUUUUAAUAAAGAUGAACUUCAGGUCUCGAGGGAGAUUAAGGUGAAGAAGAGCGCCUCAACUUUGUCUUCUCAUGGAUCUAUAAAAGACAGGCUGUCGUGGUGCUAUGGCGACAAAACUCCUGGAGUCCUUGGGUUGAAGAAUCAUGGAAACACUUGUUUCAUGAAUGCGGUGGUUCAGUGCCUCAGUAAUACGGACCUGCUGGCCGAGUACCUUGGUUUGGAACAAUACAAGUCUGAUGUGUGUCAGGGAAGAGUAAACGGAAUUGUAAAAAACGAGGACGCGCAACUUGCCAGGGGUGAGGUGACCACACAAUUGGCAUCCUUGGUGCGGGCGCUUUGGACCCUUGAAUAUACCCCUCAACUGUCCGUGGAAUUCAAGAGUAUUGUGUCCAAGUACGGCUCUCAGUUCAGGGGGAACUCUCAGCACGAUGCCCUGGAGUUCCUGCUCUGGCUCUUGGACCGGGUCCAUGAGGAUGCCAACCCCACCACCAACAACAACCACAGCAGCAGCAAGACCAAAGCCAACGGAAAGGGCCCGCUGGGUGGAGGGGAGGAGAGCCCUGUCUCCGGCCCAGCAGCAGCAUACCAGCCUGGGACGCGGCACAGCUUCGUCCAGGACCACUUUCAGGCACAGUACAGGUCCUCCCUGACAUGUCCACAUUGCCUUAAACAGAGCAACACCUUUGACCCAUUCCUCUGCAUCUCACUGCCCAUUCCCCUACGGCAAACCAGGUGUAUGAGUGUGACCCUGGUGUUCAGUACUAAGGGUCAGAGGUAUCUACGUGUCGGUCUGGCUGUGCCUCUCAUCGGCUCCAUCUCCUGCCUACGUGCCAUGGUUGCUGAGGAGGGCAAGACCACGCCAGACCAGGUGGUCCUGUCAGAGCUCUAUGCCACCGGCUUCCAGCGUUCGUUCUCUGACGACGACGAUCUGACCAGCAUUGCCGAGAGCGAUGUGGUCUAUGCCUUCCAGGCUCCGCCCCUCCACACACGGGGAGGCUCCACGCGAAUCUCGGGCUUCCACCACAGCCUCCCAUCCUCGCCGUACACCUCUGGGCCAGAGGGUAAAAGGUUACCCCCAUCGACCACUCUGUCCUCAGAGUUUCUGAACCACGGUGGUUCCACCAAGGUCCUCCUCGUAAUCUGCAACACGGCAGGCUCUGGCCAGCAGGCCGUCAGGUUCGGCCCUCCCUUCCUCAUGAGAGAGGAGCGUACCCUGUCCUGGGAUCAGCUCCAGCAGAGUAUCCUCAGCAAGCUCUAUUACCUGAUGCUGAAUGGAUCACAGGCUCAGAAUGCAGGGUCGCUGUUCAAGAUCAGAGUGGUGGGAGGGUCAGCCUCCUACAGCUACCUGUCCCCACAAGAUGGACGCCCUCUCUUCCACCCUGCCGUGGACAGAGCCCUGAAGUUAUGUGGCCCUGGAGGACCUCCCCACGUGAAGCUGGUGAUUGAGUGGGAACACAAGAUCAAAGAAUGUCUGUUUGGUAACAUCCAGGAAGAGGUGGUGAAGGACUCAGAGAGUGUGAGAGUCCAGCAGCAGCAGCACCUGCAGCAGCACAGCUGUACCCUGGACGAGUGCUUUCAGCUCUACACCAAAGAGGAACAGCUGGCCCCAGACGACGCAUGGAAGUGUCCCCACUGUAAGCAGUUCCAGCAGGGCAUGGUGAAGAUGUCCCUGUGGACCCUCCCCGACAUCCUCAUCCUCCACCUCAAACGCUUCCGACAGGUGGGCGAGCGGCGCAACAAGCUGUCCACCCAGGUGCGCUUCCCCCUGGCCGGGUUGGACAUGGCCCCCCACGUGGUGAAGAGGUCCCAGAGCAUGAGGAACCUGGGGGACCUGGGACCCUGGCCCCCCACAUGGAAACAGCCUGAAGGCAGCAGUCAUCAUAUUAGUCACCCAGACAUGGCCCUGCCUCCUGACUUCCUCUAUGACCUCUAUGCAGUGUGUAACCACCAUGGUGGGAUGCACGGCGGACAUUACACAGCGUACUGCAGGAACUCAGUGGACGGCCAGUGGUACAGCUAUGACGACAGCAGUGUGGACCUGGUGCCUGAGGAGGAGGUGUGUACCAGGGGGGCCUACAUACUGUUCUACCAGAGACGUAAUGUCAUCCCCCCCUGGUCCGCCAGCAGCUCAAUCAAAGGCUCCACCAGUUCCUCCAUGUCGGACCACUGGCUGGUCCGUCUGAAUGGGGACAGUAAGAGAGGUAGUCUGGUGUCCCGCUCCUCCACCACCUGCCCCUCCUCUGUCCCCGACUCCCCAGAGUCCCCCGUCUUCCUUGAUGACCCGCCCAGAGAGGAGGAAGGUGAGGGGCCUGGGAAACAUGAGAUGCAUGGUAAACCAAAGAAAGGUGGUUUUGAGACCAGGCCGUUUGUACGGGGAAUCCAGGGUCGUAGCGUCAGCAUGAGGACCCCCACUAAGAACAAAGAGACACUGAACAAGGUCCUCCCGCUACGCUGGUCGUUCGGCUCCAAGGACCGCCAAAAAACUGCAGCCGAGGCCGCCCCUGCUCCCAUCCCCACCCCUGCCCCUGUGGAACUGGUGGAGUACCUAGAGUCUGGAAGAAGACCUCGCUGCACCAAGGAGUCUAUAGUCAAUUUAAUGACGGGCUCUGAGAGGCAGAAGGGUCCUGCCAUCAGCUCCCCCAGUGUGGGAAGCAGCCUGAACUGCAUGGGACAACCAGACUCUCCACAGAUGCCAGAGGGCCAGAGAAAACCAGUCACAGACAAGACAGGGAGUCUGAGACGAAGUAGCAAAGGGUCCCAGCAGCAGCAGAGAGACCAGAGGGACGAGGGUAGGAUGGGCGGUAGUAGUAGUACUAACACUCUGACCAGGAGGAGUACCAAGAAGAGUAAGGAGAAGGACCAGGGAAAGCCCCAAGAGGCCCCGUCUAGGAGGGGGUCUAGUGCAGGCGUCCAGUCCAGCUCCAGCACCCACAGCCUCAGGGACAGAGACUGGGAAGGCACCCUGAGGAGAGGGGCCAAGGGCCUCCAGGGCCCACCACCAGGGGACCAUCUGGUACCACCCGAGGGAGAAAAGACCAGGAAAGGUGAGAAGGUAGAGGAGGCCUCCAAGAGCCACGAGGGGCUGCUGUCUUUCUUCAAGAGCAACUUCAAGAAGAAGGACAAGGAGUCGUCAUCUUCUCGCAAGUGCGACUCUGGAAAAGUUGGCGACGUCAGCGGGUCUAGCACCUCUCGGCUGUCCCUGUCCAGUGGAGCCCCAGGAGGGGCCACGAAGACGGGGGAGGGGAAAUCCAAUGGAGCCCCCCGCAACGGGGGUGCCAAUCGUCUCGGAGACGAGCUACUCAACGGUAAAGCCAGACGCACCGCUGCUGCCGAUAUCAAACGCUCUCAGAGCUCAUCCAACAUCCCCAGCAAGGAGGAGUCUAGCAUGCGAAGGACCGCCUCUUUACACCGUAAAGGGCUGUCCCAUGGCGUGGCUCCGCCCCCUCGCAGCCUCACAGCCGAGAAGCCCUCCUACGGUACCCUGCAGAAGACUCGCUAUAGUACCAACUCACUGGGACGCAAGAGGGCGGUCCCCGAGUCCAGCUUUUAGCUGACACACACACACUCCCUGACACACACACACCAGGGUUGUUUUCACUAGGCACCAAACAGAAGAAAAUGGACUGAAACAGGGAGGGACUAGCUUCAUUUGUCCAGUAAGAAAUGUUUGUUUUUGUUUUCCAUUGCAAAACGUUUACUACAUUUUGCUACGGUGACUUUGUGCACUAAUCAAUCUGACCCUGAUCAAAGCAAUGGAGCUCAGCUGAAAGGAUACUCCUGUAGGUACACACAGAAGCACAAGCAUGUGUAUACAAUACAAGGUGGCUCCCUCCGGUGUUGUGGAGGGGUAUAGCGUCAGUGAAAGAGCCAGUCACAGGGCCAAGGAGAACAUUUAGGAAAGGUGACACAUGAAGUACGCCUGCUAACAUAAACAAAAUGUCAUAUCAGAAUGAAUAUUUUCUUAUUCCAGUUUUGUUUUUAUUUAUUUUUUAUUUGUAAAAAAGAUUGUGACUUAACAAGUGCCUCAGUAACUGAUAUGCAGAUUUAAACCAAUGUGUUUGUGGACACCUGGUCAUCACCGGAAGCACAUGUUGUAUUCACAUUCACAUACAUGCACACACACACACAGGCAUGCACACGCACACAUGAUCUACACUCGUGUCUUAAAAUCAUAGUAAAUGAAUGGCAUUCAUCACUUUAUCUUCCUCGAUCGGUUUGUCCAAUGGUGGCACCUAAAGGAAUGUUAUGACAGUGUCCUGACAAUAAGUUUUGUUAUUAUGUCUACACGCUCUAGAUGAUUUGGACAAAAACAUUGAACAUUGGAAGUAUACAUCGGAGCUUUAAUAGGUGAUUUCCUCCUAGAUUGAAGUAUGAAUGAUUUAACUGGUUGUACGUGCUGCUUGCACUGCAAACUGGCUGCUAUAUAGAUUCACACAUUGCAAAUGAAGGUUAUGAUAUUGCACUUUCUACAAUGCCAAUGGUACCGAACUCUCCCUUUCAUGCAGUAAGAAAGAUUCCCUCCUAACAAUAUAACUUGGCCUACGCAACACGUCCCCCUUUAUUCUUCAGCUCAUAAAAAUAUGCAGUUUGACCACACGAUCGAUUAUUAUAAAUUCAAGUACAUUUAAAUGGAAAUUUGACAUUUUUAGUACUAAAGUCUGGUUUUAUGAUUCUAAUGAAAUUACUGUGUUUUAAAUGAAUAAAAAAUGACCUCAGAUUUAUCUAUUCUUGCUACCGGUAGGUAAUUGAACUUACUGAUGCUGAUACAUUGACAGUCUGGUAUGUAGGUCUAUGUUGUACUGUAUUAGAGAGGCAAGCGGUGUCGAUUGAUUGCAUUACUAUGCAGUUCUCUAUGAAGGAUCAUGCACUGUAACAGUAAGGUCACUGUAACAGUAAGGUCACUGUAACAGUAAGGUCACUGUAACAGUAAGGUCACUGUAACAGUAAGGUAAUUUAUUUGAAUCAUCAGACUGUCCACUACAGUAUACAGUAGAAGCACUGGUCAGAUCACCCCUGAAUGUCACAUACAUGUUAUUUAUCAACCGUGAUGAGCUCUUUGGCCCCCCCUUAUCCAUUCUCAUCCUCUCUCCCUUCACUCCUCCACAUCGAUCCGUCUUAUCUUUAUUUAUUUUUGUCUCUGUCAUCCAUCGUGUCUCUCAUCAAGUCUCUUUGGCCACUGUCUAAAGGUCCCCUCUGCUCCAAUCUGCAGAGCUCUCGCCUGGCGUUAACGACGGCGUAGGCGUUUGAUUGAAACACCCUCGCUCUCACUGUGGGUUGAAAUGAACCGUGUAAUUGGGUCGAGUCUCUACGGUAUAAUUUCCCUUCUUAAGAGUCAUUAAGGUACACUGUGGGAAGAGGCUGUAGAUACUGGCAGUCAUGUAAUGUCUGAGUCUGAGAAGCUUUUCCAUUUUUUAAGCUGUUAGUCAUCCAUUUUUCUUCCUGAAAGCUACAGUAUAUGUACAGCUACAGUAUAUGUACAGCUACAGUAUAUGUACAGCUACAGUAUAUGUACAGCUACAGUAUAUGUAC
This is a messenger RNA of Salvelinus namaycush (lake trout), 6137 nucleotides long. RefSeq names its product ubiquitin carboxyl-terminal hydrolase 43-like. Lineage: Eukaryota; Metazoa; Chordata; Actinopteri; Salmoniformes; Salmonidae. The record is from RefSeq and is a predicted model, not a curated record. The transcript has 16 exons. Gene Ontology annotation, molecular function: cysteine-type deubiquitinase activity. Gene Ontology annotation, biological process: protein deubiquitination. The coding region runs from base 352 to 4158 and encodes 1268 amino acids.